Molecule: messenger RNA, 959 nt
Organism: Naegleria gruberi
Lineage: Eukaryota; Heterolobosea; Eutetramitea; Acrasida; Naegleriidae
Product: cystathionine-beta-synthase
Exons: 2
Coding region: 110-916 (268 amino acids)
Source: RefSeq, a predicted model, not a curated record
GGAAUUAUUUAGCUUGCUCAGAAAAACAUUGGUCAAGGAAGUCGCCAAGCCAACAGAAUUGAUUACUUUCCAAUACGAAGAUAAAUUACAUGAUGUUUUGGAGAAAUUAAUGUCUUCUGGUAUUGUUUCUGCUCCAGUCAUGAAGGGAAAGGAAUGUAUCGGUUUGGUUGAUAUUCUCGAUAUUUUGGCUUAUUUGGUUGAACUUUUUGGAGAAGCUGAAACAAGACAAGGUAAUGACAUUUUCUCUAGAUUGAAGACUGCUUCUAAAUUCCAAGAUCAACAAAUAGGAGGUAUUACUGACUUUGCUCACAAUCCAUUCACUCCAAUUAGAGAUGAUAAAUCACUCUAUGAUGCUUGUACCUUGUUGGUCAAGGAAAAGUCACACCGUUGUCCAGUUAUUGAUAGCCACGGAAAGAUGGUCAGUAUUUUGACUCAAGCACAAAUUGUCAAUUUCCUUGCUCUUCAUCAAAAACAAAUGGGUGACAUUGCUCAUCAAAAAGUUGGUGCUGCUGAUUUAGGUGUCUCUCCAGUUAUUACUCUUGAAAAACACAAUAGAACUAUUGAUUGUUUCAAAAAGAUGCAACAAAUGAAGGUCAGUGGUUUGGCUGUUGUUGAUGCUACAGGAAUUUUGAUUGGAAACUUAUCAGCAAGAGACAUUAAGGCUAUUAAUCCAUCUAAUCUUUAUCAUUCUCUCCAUCAAGGAGUUCACACCUUUGUCCAACAUAUUCGAGAACAAUCAUAUAAUGAAAGUCAUCCAGCCAUUUCAUGCUCUGAAGAAACUGAACUAGGAUUUGUUAUUGGAAGAUUGGCUGCCAACAGAAUUCACAGAAUGUAUGUUUGUGACAAGCAACUCCAUCCAGUUAAAGUUAUUUCUCUCCGAGACAUUAUUGCCUAUGUCAUGGCUAAUGAAAAUUAAGCUCUAGAUUUUGUACAACAAUAAAUUUAUUAUUUCUCCUGCC